CGAGAAUCCUUUUGAGCCUCUUGACGACCACCUCUGCCGCCUCUGUGACCACGUCCACCUCGACCGCCCCUAAAGCCCUUUCCAUGAUCAUCUCCCCGACGAUCGUGAUGGUUCGACGACCCCCCACGGCCCCGCCCUCUAUGACCACCUCUGCCCCGGCCGCUAUUGGGCCGCAGACGACCAGCUUCAAUUUCCUUAAUCUUCUCAUCGCAAUAAUCUCUCUUGCUCUUGAUCAGGAGCUCAGUGGUACCCUUCCACUUCGGCUUGGGGUCGAGGGCCAGGAACGCCUUUUGCGUCUCCUCACUGUCAAAUUCAACGAACACACUUCCCUUGAAGAUCUUAUCAGCCGUCCGUCUCAGGCGGAUGGCAUUGGUGGGGCCGUAUGGCGUGAAGAAGGCCUCGAUGUCGAAUUGUGUGCUAGGUUCUUCAGGGCCGAAUCCCUUCGCGUAAAUGCUGCGAUCCAUCGCUUUAUCUUCAAACAGCUUGACAACGGUGGGAUCUAGCGAUUCCUUGACGGUUUCGGGAAGGGCCACCUUACGCCUGACGCAGGUAUUGUCGUCGGUCAGCUCGAGUGUCUUGGAGUCCUUUAGCGCAUCGACAACGGCGCUGAAUGGCUGGAAGCGACGCAUGCGCUUGAAGGAGUGCAGGAGGGACAGUUCGACGGGGCGAUUUUCGCUGCCGCCAACCUUGGAGAGGAGGAAUUUAUCCAUGAGAAGGUUCGAGUCAGAGAAGUAGAAUUCGACCUAUGAGGAAGCAAAAGGGUUAGAAAGAUAAAUGAUCUGUGACUUCGCUUUUUUUAAAGCCGCCGGAUCACACAGAAUAUUGGACGAGGGCUGACCUGUUUACGGAUCUCGUCCGGGUCGCUUGUCUCCUUCAGCGUCGAAACAUCUGAUUUGAUGUUGUCACGGUGGUUUACGCGGGGGCGAUGGGCACCACGGCCACCUCGCGACGCCUGUCCUUGGCCCCUGUUUGUAUCCUUUUGCUCACCGUCCUUAGAGUCGCUCUUUGAUUCAGCAUCCUGGCCCAGCUUUGCGGCAGCUGCAAUGAUCCUAGCUUCUUCUUUGGCCUCCGCAUCCUCCUCCCCAGCACCAUCCGUGUUCCCUUCUGAAGCCUUGCCGUUUGUAUCUGGUUUUGCAUCUGUUUUCUUACUGCUUUCUUGGGCAGCACUUUGAGCAUCCUGUUUUGCUGGCUCUUGUUCCUUGAGCUCCACAAGCACCUGCUUUACAUCGUUUUCAGCCUGUGCGUUGGGGUUUACUUCUGCGGGCGCAGCAGCUUGUUGCUGUUCCUCCGUCAUUUUUUUUUUAUGUGAUAUGAAGUAUUAUCUUGGUAAAGGAGACGUAGAUUUAAGAGGGAGAUGGAGAGAGGGAGAGACGCAAAUGGACACAGGUAGGCACGCGGUCCUGAUCCUAGCGGGGAAGAUCCUGCGUGCUCUGCUAUUCCCGAGUGGCCGGUAAUACCAAUGAAAAUUUGUGAUAGAGCGAUGGCAGACUUAGAUCAUUUGAUAUAGCAAGGGGCCAGAAGGUAUGGUGUUAUGGGAAUUCCCUGUGUGCAAUCGGGCGACAAAAGCAGGGUGUAUCUAUAGGUACAGGGGCGGGGAAAUUCGCACGCGCGGGCGGGCUGGCGGUUUAUGGAUAAGGAUCGCGGGAGUAACUGCACAGAAAGAUCCGAAGACAAGUUGUUAUCUAGAUCGACUUAAUUGUCGAGAUAGAUAUCUAUAUGGGGAAGCGGUAUAAAUUUUCUAGAAGAAACUGGAGAAAAUGUUGAAUAAUUGCGUUGUUGGAGAGGGGGAUAUUUUUUCUUGGAGACUCUCAGUUGCCGUAUUUUUUUUUCUUUUUCUUUUUCUUAUUUUUUUCUUCGGCUGGUUUCCAAGCUUAGAAGUUAGCACACAGGAAGGAAUGGGGCAUUGUUGUUCCGCGCCGGGAAAGUCAGCGCGGAGUCACAGCAAGAAGUCAGCAUUUGCUAUACAUUCUGAUAUCUAACUACUCCACACAAAUAUGUAUGUAUGCACUUUACAUAUAUAACUGCCUGAUUCAAAUGGCAAGAUUAAUUAGCACAGAGAUAAGGCACUAUGUUCCUGAGUUUGGUGGUGAGGAAGCCUCGAGUAUUAUUAGUACUUCCUCCUUGAACAUAACCCCCUAAAUAGCAUACAUAAUAUCUCCCCACUCACCACUCAACCACCACAGGCAGCUCAUAUUCGGCGAUCACUAACUCUGAUUUAUUUUCUCCCCGUUUUCUAUCGGCAGCAAUUCUGGUUGCAGGCAGUACGGAUUACGGGGAAUCUCUCUCCCCAAUUCGGCGGCAAUGCUUCCACUGGCCGGCUGCAGCUGCUUGGACUGGCGGUUCCUUGCGCCUGCUGCAACAAAUCGCAUCGCCCAAGACGUUCCACUGCUUGGAAGUCUUGUCGAUGCGGCGGAGACCAGUUCAUUUCAGUUCAUUCCUUCUGUCCUCCUCUAACAUACCUCAGGCAUCAACUACUAAACCUUUACUAUAUUUGCUGUUUUAUCUCUUUACAUCAAGUUCUUUGUGUGUUCUUGCUCCAGUCGACCGGGUGUGUGUGUGCGUGUGGGUUGUUUUGACUGGAUGACAUGGUCUCUUUGUUGUCCCUGACUCGCUAUAUUCACAUUCCAACUAGCCCAGUAGCAACCCUCGCCAACCAUUUGCUACAUUCAGGAACACAUACAAGUCAUGUCCUUGUCGUGGACGGAGAGCUUGAAUUAUACAUAUAACCAUAUCUGUUAAUUUCUUCUCCAACAUUAACCUGCAUCCGUGGUGAUAAACUGGGACAUUCCGGCUCCCUGCAGGCUGCGCCAGAAUUACCACUGCGGCUACAGAUAUCAGUUCAACUUCCCGGUUGCAGUUUUUUAUGCCAAUGACUGAUUGUCAGUGAUUGAACGUGAUUAGCUCGAUCUGCCGGGCUGAUCGGUGGCGGGUGCCACCGUCGUUCUCGGUGUGUUCCUAAGCUCAUCUCAUGUUUCACGUCUUGUCAACUGCAUAUCUGCUCCCCUUUGAAGCUGCUACGAUAUUCGCGAGUUUCAAGCACCGGCUUAAACAUGGCCCACGACAAUGGGGAUGAUAUACCAUCAUGGGCAGUCCAGGAUAUCGUCUAUGUAUCCGUAUUGGGGCCUUUCAUCGUGGCGGCUUUCCUCGAGUGGUUUCUAUGGCUAGCAGCUUUCCUAUACUGCCUAGGAAAAGUGUUUGUAAAAGCGGAUCAUUGGAGUAUAAAAGUCCUCGCUGUUAUCAUGAUGUUGAUGUUCACGGGAUUUCGUGGCGCAUUUCUCCCGGUCAUGGUCGUUACUCUACCCCUCCCGCCAAAUAUCACACGGCAUUUCCCUGUUCAGGUCGUGUCCUUUCUGCAAUGGUUUGCAUUCUGGACCUUUGCCAUUCUACUCAUCAUUCCGUGGUUAUUCUGCAUCUACAGAUUAGUGACAAACUCCGUCGGACGGACAAAACGAAUCAAGGAGGUUCUUGAUGAGCGUACUGCUCCUAAAACUGUCAUCGUGAUGCCUGUGUACAAGGAGGCGCCUGACAUAUUAAUAAAAGCCGUCGACUCGGUGGUUGACUGCGAUUAUCCGCCGUCGUGCAUCCAUGUUUUCCUCUCCUAUGACGGCGGUCAAGUCGAUGAAUCAUAUCUGACAGUUGCUGCCCAUCUCGGGGUGCCUAUCACCCUCAAAUGUUAUCCGGAGAGCAUUGAUGUCUCAUACAAAGGUGCUAGAAUCACUAUAUCGCGGUUCAAGCAUGGAGGGAAAAGGCACUGCCAAAAGCUGACGUUCAAACUGAUUGACAAGAUUUACGCGAAGUACCUCCAGAGAAAUGACAACCUCUUCGUGCUAUUUAUUGAUUCGGAUUGCAUUCUUGAUCGGGUUUGUCUUCAAAAUUUCAUGUACGACAUGGAAUUAAAACCAGGAAGUAAACGGAAUAUGCUUGCCAUGACCGGCGUUAUUACCUCAACCACGCAAAAGAACACCUUGAUUACUCUCCUUCAGGAUCUAGAGUAUAUACAUGGACAGCUAUUCGAGCGAUCUGUUGAAUCUGGAUGCGGAUCUGUCACCUGCCUCCCAGGCGCACUUACGAUCCUUCGAUUUUCAGCCUUCCGUAAAAUGGCUAAAUAUUAUUUCGCAGACAAGGCAGAGCAGUGCGAGGACUUGUUCGAUUUUGGCAAAUGUCACCUUGGCGAAGACCGUUGGCUCACUCAUCUCUUUAUGAUUGGAGCCAAGGAGCGAUAUCAAAUUCAGAUGUGCACGAGCGCGUUCUGCAAAACGGAGGCCGUCCAGACCUUCCGCGGUUUACUGAAACAGCGAAGACGGUGGUUCCUCGGGUUUAUCACGAAUGAGGUGUGCAUGCUUACUGACAUUCGUUUGUGGUAUCGAUAUCCCAUGUUAUGCCUUGUACGGUUUAUGCAAAAUACCAUCCGCACAACCGCUCUUCUCUUUUUCAUCAUGGUCAUAUCGGUCAUAACUACGUCCAAUAAAGUGGAAAAUUUGCCUGUGGGGUUCAUCGCAGUAUCCCUUGGUUUAAACUACUUGCUCAUGCUUUAUUUUGGCGCGAAGCUUCGACGGUAUAAAGCAUGGCUUUACCCCCUGAUGUUCAUUCUGAAUCCUUUCUUUAACUGGCUUUAUAUGGUCUAUGGGAUUUUUACUGCUGGUCAACGGACAUGGGGUGGCCCUAGGGCUGACGCGGCUGCAGCAGAUGAAAACACUACGCCGGAGGAAGCUGCUGUCAGGGCUAAAGCUACAGGCGACGAACUAAAUAUUAAACUGGAUACUUUCCGGGCCGUGGCCGAAGGGAAAUCCUCAGUCCCCAUCCAUCCAGCGGAAGGUGUAGAGGGCCGAUUCGCAGCACCGGAUCUACAGCCAAAUGGGUACUACUACACUGAGAACGACGAUACGUCCACGAUGACCUUUCCAGAGUUCUUGCCCCGCAACCCAGCCGUCUCCCCACUACCCUUACACCCUCGGGUAUCCUUUGACUCGGACUGGACAAACGGAUCUAAUUCCAUGAUACAUCUACCACGCACAAUAGAGAGUAUUAUGGGAGAUGAGGACCAGAGGAAAGUGCAUUUGGCACGCCGGUCAAGGGCAUGCUCUAGCAUUGGAGUAGAGGUGGGGGAGUUCGACGACGGCAUCGACUCAUCGUGGGGGGUGGAAUCGAUGUCCGACAGCGGGGGGCGAUCUAUAUCUAGAGGGAAGAGUCCUGCGCGCUCGUCUACCCGGUCCGAAAGGAUAUCCAGCUCCGCGACAGGCGCAUUCGUCUAUGAUGGGGCUAACAAUGGAGGGGGCGGGAGCUGGGUCCCGCCGGAUACGGGGGUGUUUGAGCCGACGCGGAGUCGUCGGGCGGGGCGGAGUCCGCUGGGGAGGAAUAGUCCCGUGCGAGCCGUUGAGGUUGACGGAAUGGAUGACUCACCUUCACCUUCACUUUCACCUUCGCCGGAACGAGCUGGGGGAGCUGAAGGAGCUGUAGCGGGAGCAGGGGCUGGGAGUGUCCAUCAUCAAGAUAAUACCCAGGAUGAAAAAGGGGUAGAGCAAGCUGAGUCUUCUGCAACAAAGUCGAGGCGGAAGCAAUCACGGUUAGUGAAGAGGUCGCGGGAUCCAGGGGAUAUAGUUUGAGACCCUUGAAGAGGUCCGGGGUUCAUAUUUCGCGGGUUGCAUUGGUUGUUGUUGUUGUUGUUAAUUUUGGUUGCUUCUAUUGGUAUUUUCCUUUUUUCUAUUUUGUUUUCAUUAUCCCGGCCUCCCACGUCGUUUUAUUUUCAUUCUCUUGGUUUUUGUCUUAGCAUUUGUAUGUACUGUAAACAGGGCGCAUUAGAGCGAUAGAUAAAAGCGGGAUAUUUGUGCCUCGAUCAUUGGGUAUAGAUUCAUUAUUGGGCAGUCAAGGCCGUGAGCAAAUAAAUCCAACAAAUGAUUGUCAUUAUGAUUGGGCUGGGCCCAACCCUUCUUCCCCGUCAGAGAAGUUGUGUCUGUUAUCUGUAUGGUAUAUUAUUAUUACCCGGCUGUUGACAGCCCGACUGCUGGUCCUGUUUGUCCUUGUUGGUUCCCUCGCCCUUUGUUAGGUAGGUAGGGGAUUUCUUCUUACCUGUGGAAAAGCGAAGAAAAACACCGAAGCGCACCGAAGGGCAACGAAGGUCGCCCACGUGAUGCCAAGUGGAAUGUGACGACAAAGACGCGGCAGCAGGGCAACAGGUACCGGUACAUCAGCGGGUUCUUGGGGAGAGGAGAGGAGGAGGGGCAAGUGAUGGUUCCAUCCAUAACAACACCAGAAUCUAUGAGUAAAAUGAAUAAAUAAAUAAAAAUAAAAAUUUAGGAAGAUCAAGAGGAAUUGAGUGAUCUUUAAAAAAAAUUAUUUAAUUAUUUUU
This is a messenger RNA of Blastomyces dermatitidis ER-3, 6346 nucleotides long. Its product is annotated as chitin synthase. Gene Ontology annotation, molecular function: chitin synthase activity. NCBI's taxonomy places the organism in Eukaryota, Fungi, Ascomycota, Eurotiomycetes, Onygenales, Ajellomycetaceae. The transcript is spliced from 3 exons. Gene Ontology annotation, cellular component: cell periphery; cell septum. The record is from RefSeq and is a predicted model, not a curated record. Bases 3051 to 5603 code for a protein of 850 amino acids.